UUAAGGCUGGCCGGCUUUUCUAUCGUUAGUAGUUCUCUGCGACUGCGAGAGUGCGAGGUACAGAAAGAAGAGCACCGAAAAGGGGUUUACGAGUGAUUCUAAGAUGGGUGAAGGAAAGCAAGGAAUCAUGGCCGUUCAGUUGCCUAGCCAGAACCCAAUUGAACAGUUUCAAGCCAAGUACAACGAACUCGCUAGCGUGGUCAAAGCCUGGCUAUCCAAGCAGUCAUUGCCCGUCGAAGCCGCUUUCGUCACUGCCGCCAGCGCCGCCCAGGGCGGUGUAAUCGGCGCUAUUCUAGGAAAUCUCAGCCCUGACCUCCAGCCUACUCCUCCUCCCGGGGUCAAUCUCGACCCCAACGCCAUGGCUACCUUUAACCAAGCCCAGGCUCUUACAGGUGGUCCCUUGGUACAAGCUCGAAAUUUUGCUGUCAUGACUGGGGUGAAUGCUGGCAUUUCUUGUGUCUUGAAAAGGGUGAGAGGCAAGGAGGAUGUUCAGUCAAGUAUGGCAGCUGCUUUUGGCUCUGGAGUUAUGUAUUCAUUAGUUAGUGGCAUGGGUGGCCCAGAUGUAGUUCCUGCUGCUUUGACGUCUGGAGUUUUCUUUGCACUUGUUCAAGGUGGUCUUUUCAAGCUAGGACAGCAGUUUUCACAGCCACCAACAGAAGACACGCAGUACGUUAAAACUAGAUCACUAUUGUCUGGCCUUGGCCUAGAAAAAUACGAGAAAAAUUUUAAGCGUGGCUUGUUGACAGAUACCACUUUACCUUUGCUCACUGAUAGUGCACUUAAAGACGUGAGCAUUCCUCCUGGACCAAGGCUUCUCAUCCUUGAUCAAGUACAUAGGAACCCUGAUUUUAGACGCAAAUGAAGUGGCUGCUAGCUAGGGAUCCACUUAUGGAGUUAGCAGAAGGCUUAUGUGGACAAUGUAUCUGCAUUUUUCUUGCUGAUCGGCUACGAUGAAACAUUAACUAGACGUUGGAUUCUAAUAUUAGUUAUUGAUUGACUGAUUGGCCUUGCUACACACUGGACAAUGUAUCUCGCACUUGUGAUUUUUUAAAUGACAGAUUUCUAAUAAAUUUCAGAAGCUUUUCGAUA
Ipomoea triloba (trilobed morning glory) is the source of this 1089-nucleotide messenger RNA. RefSeq names its product chloroplastic import inner membrane translocase subunit HP30-2. NCBI's taxonomy places the organism in Eukaryota, Viridiplantae, Streptophyta, Magnoliopsida, Solanales, Convolvulaceae. Gene Ontology annotation, cellular component: chloroplast inner membrane; TIM22 mitochondrial import inner membrane insertion complex. The coding region runs from base 104 to 862 and encodes 252 amino acids. Gene Ontology annotation, molecular function: transmembrane protein transporter activity; protein binding. The transcript is spliced from 7 exons. The record is from RefSeq and is a predicted model, not a curated record. Gene Ontology annotation, biological process: protein insertion into mitochondrial inner membrane; protein targeting to chloroplast.